AUGAAUUAUAAAGUAAAAAUCGAUGAUAAGGGCCUCUUACGAUGGGAACGGAAUAACGAACUCGUAGAUACAACCGCUGGUAGGUGGCAAGAUUCUGCAGAUGGGUCAGGGGUCAUUCCGUACGAUACGGCAACUGGAGAAGAGCCUGCCGUCGUGCGGCGUACAAGCUUCGAGAUUAGUCCGCUUCGAUCCAGCUCGUCAUCAUCUAACGUUUCGGCUGGAAGUCAGGAUAGUCGAAAUGUGACUCAUUAUGUUGAGACAAGUAAAAAGCGCAACCCCGUCCAACGCUGGAUAACAAGGCAUCUCACCGUCAAGGGCUGGACUGAGCUACUUCUUAGGAAGACUGUACGAAGAAAUACUUGGAUCUAUGUUGCUGACCGGCAUUGUUCGUGUUGA
Molecule: messenger RNA, 396 nt
Organism: Fomitiporia mediterranea MF3/22
Lineage: Eukaryota; Fungi; Basidiomycota; Agaricomycetes; Hymenochaetales; Hymenochaetaceae
Exons: 1
Coding region: 1-396 (131 amino acids)
Source: RefSeq, a predicted model, not a curated record